Centruroides sculpturatus (bark scorpion) is the source of this 1404-nucleotide messenger RNA. RefSeq names its product AN1-type zinc finger protein 2A-like. The coding region runs from base 175 to 471 and encodes 98 amino acids. The transcript has 4 exons. Gene Ontology annotation, molecular function: zinc ion binding. Gene Ontology annotation, cellular component: endoplasmic reticulum; cytoplasm. Gene Ontology annotation, biological process: proteasome-mediated ubiquitin-dependent protein catabolic process; protein targeting to ER. The record is from RefSeq and is a predicted model, not a curated record. Lineage: Eukaryota; Metazoa; Arthropoda; Arachnida; Scorpiones; Buthidae.
GGCAGUUGUGUUUUUGCAUGAUGACAACAUUUAAUUUGUCUAUUUCAUUCGAAUUCUGUUGAUGUAAUCAAUUUCGUCAGCUGUUAAAUUACGAAAUUUAUUAGUCAUAAGUGCAAAGUGACUAGUCAUUAGAAAGCUGCUGAGAAAUAUAAACAGAUCACGUAUUUAUAAAAGAUGGAGUUACCUGAUUUGGGUGAACAUUGUUCGGAACAGACUUGUAACAGAUUAGAUUUUCUACCAAUGAAAUGUGAUGCUUGCAAGAAAGUAUUUUGUGGUGAUCACUUUCAAUAUGCAAAGCACAAUUGUAAAGAUGCAUACAGAAAAGAUGUUCAAGUCCCAGUGUGUCCAUUAUGCAACAAACCAAUUCCUGUUGAAAAAGGUCAGAUACCUGAUAUAGUUGUUGGACAACAUAUCGACACAUUUUGUAAAUCUGAUCCUAACAAGACAAAAAGAAAGGUAAGCAUUUUUUAAUUGUUCUGAAUAGUUGUUAUAGAUGAUAGAAACAAAGAUUAUAUUAAUAGAUUUAGUUUAUAUAUAAAUAUAAACCUUCUUAUAAUGAAUUUUAUUCACCAAGUAAAGCUUAAAAUAAUUUAUAGUACAAUGCACAGAUGUUUAUUCUUUUAAUGAAAAAUAAUUUAUUAUAAAGAUAAGUGAUCAUACAAACAUAGCAAAAGCUCAGAUUUGGGAAAAUACGUGAGGGGACCCAAAAAAAACCAGAUUUUUUGUAUAAAAGCUUUAUUUAUUAACUUUUUUACAAAAUUCCUUCAGACACCUUCAAAGUACUCUCCAUUAGAUGCAAUGCACUUGUCAAGUCUUUUUCCUCUUUGUUUGAAGCAUCUCUGGAAUGCUUCAACCUUGAUAUCGUCCAGUGCCCUUAGCAAAGCUGUUUUUAUUGCCUCCACAUCAUCAAAACGCUUCCCUUUUAGAUUUUUCUUCAUUCUUGGAAACAGAAAAAAGUUGCACGGGGCUAGGUCUGGUGAAUACAGAGGAUGGGGAACGACAGGCCAUCCCUGAGAGGCCAAAUAGUGGGUCACUCAUAAAGCCGUGUGUGCAGGGGCAUUGUUGUGAUGAAUGAACCAGUCACCUGAUCGUCAAAGUUCCAGGCGUUUCCUUCGCACAUCCUCUCACAGACGUCUUAACACUUUUUUGGUGGAUUUUUUUCAACGUUUUCAUUGUUUUGAGAUGUUGAAGGACACCCAGAACUUCACAGGUGGAACAAAAUAACAGUAAGAGAAACACAACACUAUGCUCAAACGUAAACCUACAAACUGAUGCCAUUUGCACAGCUGUUUUGUGAAGGUCUCUACUAACCCCAUGUAACAGGAGAACUCUCUACUACGUCUACGAAUUGUAGCACGCUCUCAGUUCAGGUACUUUUUUUUUUUGGGUCCCCCCUCAUAUGUU